AAAAAAAAAAAAAAAACAGAAACUUGAAUAGACAGCACACACUCUAUAGCAAAAAUCUAUUGCUCAAAUUUCUAGUUAAUCAGGGAACAAUGUGUCAUCUUUUUGUGUGUAGUUAUCAUCUAUUUAUACCCCUCAAUGACGGGCAUUUUAGCUGCUCUGUUCCUCGGCGAGCCGUAUGGGUGGUUAGAGGCGUCGUCUGCAGCGUUAUGCAUGGUCGGUGCAGCGUUGGUAUCGAAGCCGUAUAUACUGUUUGGCGACAGUGACGGAACUCCUGGCGAGAAAACACCUACUCAUGAUGGCCAACACGAAGAGAUCAACCACAGUACGACGACAUUGGCGACGUGCAUUGUUUUUCUUUCCGCCAUUACGGCUUCGUUUACCUACACGAUCGUUCGAAAGGUCGGGACCAAGAGCCAUUUUUUGACGCUUGCAGUGUCCACAGGAUAUAUGAUGUGCUUCGUGAGCUUCCCAGCUGUACUAUUCGGAAUCCAAGAUUUUGUAAUGCCAACAAGCUACAAGGACUAUUUGCUACUUCUCUCCGUUGGUUUCGUUGCUUUUAUCUAUCAAUGUCUGGCGAAUCUAGGAGUUCAAUUAGCUCCAGCUGGGCCAGCAACGCUCAUGUGUAUGAACGACAUUGUAUUUGCGUUCAUCUUUGGAAUUUGUUUCUUUGAUGAAUACCCUGACGUUUUAAGUGUUCUCGGCGCUUUGUUGAUUAUGACCAUGACUAGCAUAGUAGCAGUUAAUAAAUGGAAGAAAAACUGAUGAACAUGCGCCUGAAAGGAAUUGAAAUUGUAUGAUAAGCAGGUAUCAUUGUUGCUCAAGACCGGAGCAUGAUACUGUAUAUAGUUCCAAGUAUUUCAUGCGUAUUGGGUAGAUAGAUUUGCCAAGAAAUAAUUGACUGGCGUGAUACAUUGAACCCUACUACAUGUAGUAUUUCUCAGAAUCCAAG
Molecule: messenger RNA, 949 nt
Organism: Zychaea mexicana
Lineage: Eukaryota; Fungi; Mucoromycota; Mucoromycetes; Mucorales; Lichtheimiaceae
Exons: 3
Coding region: 136-762 (208 amino acids)
Cellular component (GO): membrane
Source: RefSeq, a predicted model, not a curated record